GCAGCGGGAAAGCUCAGACGAAAUCGGGAAAGCGCGAGGAGAGGACCGAAGGAAAUCUCUCUGUGCCGUGUAGCCGGAUUCUGCGUGGCGCGUAGUUUCACUGUCAUGUACACAGUUUCCGCAUUUCCACUAUGACAUUUUCCUUGGCUUGUCUCGUGGUCACCUGUAGUUAUUUCGGAUUUCAAACUAUCGUCGACGCGCAAGUGUAUCAACGUCCAGAUAAUUUUGCUCUCCUUUCAGCGACGUUACGAACAUAUCAAACUGCCGGAUGCGAUAACGAUAUCGUUACUUUAAAAUGUCCAGCCGGCACGAGCAUCUCGGUGCAGAUUGCCCAGUAUGGAAAAUCCUCAUCUCACGGAUUAUGCAGUUCCAAACAAAUGCCAUCAAGUUUGGUGCCAGAUGUUCCACAGCAAACUGUUUGUCUCUUACCUAACACCAUACAGUACUCUUUGUUACAGACUGUCGUGGAAGCUUGUCAGCAAAAGCGCCAAUGCAAAUUUCAAACUUCCCCUACCACUUUCGGAGGAGAUCCUUGCCCUGGAUUACCCAAAUAUGUCGAAGUAGCGUACAAAUGUCGCCCUGAUGAAUUUCGCAGCAAGAUGGCUUGCGAAAAUGACAAGAUAUUGUUACGAUGCAAUCCCAACUCCCGGAUAGCCGUUUACAGUUCCAGCUAUGGGAGAACGCCAUAUGAAAGUAUACAAUGUCCGCAACCACAAGGAGUACCAGAAGAGACAUGUUUAGCAAGUUAUGCGACGGAAACUGUGAUGCAUCUGUGCCAUGGGAAAAGAAAUUGCGAUAUAUCGGCCGACGUAAGUACGUUUGGCAGCCCUUGCAAGCCUCAAUCCAGGAUGUACCUGAGGGUUGCGUACACAUGCGUACCAAGGAGGGUACUUAAAGAUCAGUACGAUGCUCCUUUAGAACCAGACGAGUCACCUGAGGACGAAAGAGAUAAUGACGUUUAUGAUAUAGAAAGGGAGAAUAUCCGUGAGUCAGCAGUAUCACCGGCUAGUCCUAACUUAGUAGAAAACAGUUCAAAUGACAAUACUACUAACGUCGAAGCUGGAUUUCUACCAACAAAUUUCUAUGGUCUCCAAUUUGAAAUCCACAAAAAUUACGUUAUAUUUUUUGUUGUGAGCGUAGUGAUCGCUACUGUUUUAUUGUUGAGUUUUCUGGUGGGCCGAUUCUUAUUCCAGAAACACCGAAACCAAAGGGAAGCGAAAUUCUACACGGCCAGUAUAUCUGAUCAUACUCUUGCCAAUGGAUUCACCGAUGACAUUAGUGAGGUUGAUGUUGACAUAGAUCUUCAAACCACGCUUCCAAUGACCACACCUUCUGUAACAAUCCACCCAGUACCCAUGGGUACCAUAGCGGAAGUGGUCAGGUACCCAGAAUAUCCACGCCAUAUGCAUCCUUACUCCCAGUCCUUCCCGGCAGAUCCUAACACGAUUUUGGAAGGAAAUAUUGUGCCAGCCAAGACGAUGAGGGCCCCAGGUACCAGCCAGUACUACUACGGAUGACCUGGGCUGUCGAGGGGCGAAAUGGUUCCUCGAAACGUUCCGGAGACAAGGGACAAACGUCACAACACGUUCGGGUGCCAAGAACAGCGCACAUAUUGUUUUUGAAUUUGUUAAAGAUAAAUAUAAGAUUGUUGUUGUGGUUUAGGAGAUCUAAGAAUAUCAUACGAUUGAAAUAAAAUGAAUAUAUUAGGGGAAAAUAUAUAUAUCUAUUUAAUAAUGCAUCGCUGUUAUUUGGUCGUGUGAUAUUUCGGAAGUUUGUAAAUAAUAAUAUUUAAAAGAAUCGUUUGAGGGCAUGUAUUGAUGUUUAUAUUUUUUUAAUAAA
Molecule: messenger RNA, 1839 nt
Organism: Sitophilus oryzae (rice weevil)
Lineage: Eukaryota; Metazoa; Arthropoda; Insecta; Coleoptera; Curculionidae
Product: protein eva-1 homolog C-like
Exons: 8
Coding region: 132-1517 (461 amino acids)
Molecular function (GO): carbohydrate binding
Source: RefSeq, a predicted model, not a curated record